Microtus oregoni (creeping vole) is the source of this 201-nucleotide messenger RNA. RefSeq names its product beta-defensin 122-like. The record is from RefSeq and is a predicted model, not a curated record. Gene Ontology annotation, biological process: innate immune response. Bases 1 to 201 code for a protein of 66 amino acids. The transcript is spliced from 2 exons. NCBI's taxonomy places the organism in Eukaryota, Metazoa, Chordata, Mammalia, Rodentia, Cricetidae. Gene Ontology annotation, cellular component: extracellular region.
AUGAGGACUGCAGUGUUAGCUAUGGCUUUGUUGCUGCUAUCCCAGGUCAUUCCAGGGAACCCUGAAAGGUGCUGGAAAUCUCAGGGUGCCUGCCGCGAAGAAUGCACCAAGAACGAAAAGUUCUACAUCUUGUGCUGGAGUGGCAAAAUGUGCUGUGUGAAGCCCCAGAAGGUGCCGCAGCUGUCCCAGGAUUUGGACUAG